GUAGCCGUAGGUGGAUAUUUGGUGAUGAUAGAGGACAUACUAGUUCGGCCCUGAUGAUCAACAAGCCGAAUCGGACACCAAUUAUCACGGAAAUGUGUUAUUGUAUCAGAUGUCACAUCCGAGUUGAGCUAGACGAUAGCGGCAGCACAUGUCGUGCCCGAGGCAUAUUGUCUCUGUCAUUUGGAUGUCCUUGUGUUCUUGGGUCAUCGCCCGCGGUUUUGAGGGGUUUCUAGUCCCUUUCUCGUUGCGAUGGACGACGCAUCUCCUGCACCUAGCACAGACAAUUGGUACUUUGCUUUAUCAUCGAAAACCUUUUGGCAAUCUGAUGCUGAAGAUUCUCGUCAGCCCUGGCUCUUCAAUGUAUGAUACGUUGUCAAGUGGAGCUCCGUUGCUCCCUCACCUAUCUUUGAUCGGCCGCCGGGCUGAUGGUAGUGAAUGGCACUGCCACACGGCUGCGGAAAUCAACGAUCCGAAAUGUUCUGGUAAAGCGCAGGCUCGUUGGGCACUCUGGCUUAAUGUCCAAGUGGGUAGGUCGAAGGUUGCAGCCAAGCCAGAUGAGGACUAACGCUCCAACCUUCUAGAAACUGUUGAGCCUGUCGUUGACGAGAACCUUGCAGAAGGCCAGGAGCAAUUGCAAGAACGAGUGGUGAAGUUAAGGCGGGUUGCCUUUUGGGGCUGAGCUUGAC
This is a messenger RNA of Neurospora hispaniola, 686 nucleotides long. RefSeq lists its product as uncharacterized. The record is from RefSeq and is a predicted model, not a curated record. The transcript has a single exon. The coding region runs from base 149 to 565 and encodes 138 amino acids. NCBI's taxonomy places the organism in Eukaryota, Fungi, Ascomycota, Sordariomycetes, Sordariales, Sordariaceae.